AUGGACGCCGGCGAAGCCCAGACGAAGGUCAUCGCCUGGCUGCACGAGGCCUCCGAGGCGUUCCAAAAAGUGCCUGGAUCUGCUGUCCUCAUUCGAUACAUCCAAUCGAGCUAUCAGAACGAUCCCAUCCGAUCCGGUAUCGAGCUCGUCCUCUUUAUAUUCUUCGUUCGCUAUCUUCUGUCGCCGUCAUAUUCCACCCAGAAACAAAACUUCAUCAAGCUUCGCGAUGAUGAAAUCGAUGAGCUAGUCGAAGAUUGGUCUCCCGAACCCCUCGUCUCUCCCCAGACAGCACUCGAGGAGAUCGAAGCUGAGAGGUUGCCUGUCAUUGUUGGACCUACCGGGCCUAAAACCAAGCUUGCAAACGGACGCACAGUCACGAACCUUGCCUCGUACAACUUUUACAACUUCAAUGCGAACGAACAAAUCAAGGACAAGGCCAUCCAGACGCUGCGCACUUAUGGAGUUGGUCCAUGCGGCCCUCCCCAGUUCUACGGAACCCAGGACGUGCACAUGAAGACAGAGGCAGACAUUGCCGCCUAUCUGGGUACAGAGGCUUGCAUUGUUUACGCCCAAGCCUUUUCCACCAUCUCCAGUGUCAUUCCCGCCUUUUGUAAGCGUGGAGACAUCAUCGUUGCCGAUCGUGCCGUCAACUACUCCAUUCGCAAGGGCAUGGAGGCUUCCAGAAGCACCAUCAAGUGGUACGCCCAUGGAGACAUGGACGACCUGGAACGUGUUAUCCAGAAGGUGGUCAAGGACCAAAAGGGAAAGAAAUUGACGCGAAGGUUUAUUGUCUCCGAAGGGUUGUUCGAGACCACAGGAGACAGUGCCGACCUACCCCGACUUGUCGAGUUGAAGGAAAAGUACAGGUUCCGCAUCAUUCUGGACGAAACAUGGUCAUUUGGCGUCCUUGGCCGGACUGGUCGCGGACUUACCGAGGCACAAAACGUUGACCCCUCCCAGGUGGACAUGAUCGCGGGUUCCCUCGCUGGACCCCUGUGCGCCGGUGGCGGCUUUUGCGCUGGUGCUAAGGAUGUUGUCGAGCACCAGCGUCUUACAGCGGCGUCUUACACUUUCUCCGCUGCCCUGCCUGCCAUGCUUGCCGUUACGGCCAGCGAGACUCUCAGUGUUCUGCAGUCUAACCCAGAUAUCCUUGCGCAGUGUCGGGACAACACCAAAGCUAUGAGGGCGCAACUAGACCCCCGCAGCGAUUGGGUCGUCUGCACAAGCUCGCCGGAGAACCCCAUCAUCCUACUCGUGCUCAAGGCUGAGGUCGUUGCGGCGCGCAAGCUGACAAGGGAGGACCAGGAACGCUUGCUGCAGGACUGCGUUGAUGAGGCGCUCGCCAAUGGGGUUCUCAUCACACGCCUGAAGAGCAUGCCUAUUGCCAACAACCUCGAUCCUAAGGACAACAGCUGGCAGAUCCAACCGGCGCUCAAGGUGUGCAUCACCACAGGCUUGCCGAGAAAAGAUAUCGAGAAGGCUGGUGUCACGAUCCGACACGCCAUCACCAAGGUUAUGACUAGGAAGUCGAGCUCCAAAUCGUCAUAA
This is a messenger RNA of Colletotrichum graminicola M1.001, 1548 nucleotides long. Its product is annotated as aminotransferase class I and II. The transcript has 5 exons. Gene Ontology annotation, cellular component: endoplasmic reticulum. Gene Ontology annotation, biological process: ceramide biosynthetic process; sphingosine biosynthetic process. Bases 1 to 1548 code for a protein of 515 amino acids. NCBI's taxonomy places the organism in Eukaryota, Fungi, Ascomycota, Sordariomycetes, Glomerellales, Glomerellaceae. The record is from RefSeq and is a predicted model, not a curated record. Gene Ontology annotation, molecular function: serine C-palmitoyltransferase activity; pyridoxal phosphate binding.